AUGAAUCCUUCUGAAAGGGAACUAAGACAAAAAUCAUUAGCUGUGAGAUUUCCAUUUGAGCAGGUUCUGAAUGAUAGGGUUAAACUAAAGUAUGCUCCGAUUGAAUUCCAAUGGAAUAUUCAGGAAAAUCCUGAUAAAAUAACAGAGCCCCUUGCAUUCGCUCAAAUUAUGGAGAAGAAGCCUGACAUGUGGGGUUACAGACGUCAGAACGGUGGUUCAGACUUCAGACAACCGCCCAAGGUGGCGAAAGAGAGUGCGGAUGUUAUCAUUCUUGAUGACAACUUCUCCACUAUAGCCACUGUUGCUAAGUGGGGUCGAUCAGUGUACAUCAAUAUUCAGAAGUUUGUGCAGUUUCAGCUGACAGUCAAUGUGGUUGCUCUCAUUGUAAACUUCUCUUCAGCUUGCUUGAUAGGGAGUGCUCCUCUUACCGCUGUGCAAUUGCUCUGGGUCAACAUGAUCAUGGACACACUAGGCGCACUGGCAUUGGCCACAGAACCUCCAAACAAUGAGCUGAUGAAGAGAACUCCUGUUGGAAGGAAAGGAAACUUCAUCAGCAACGUCAUGUGGAGGAACAUCAUGGGACAGGCCAUCUACCAGUUCCUUGUGAUUUGGUAUCUGCAGGCUGAAGGGAAAUGGCUCUUUGCAAUCGAGGGCGACAACUCCGAUCUAGUCUUGAACACAAUCAUCUUUAACUGCUUCGUAUUCUGCCAGGUUUUCAAUGAGGUGAGCUCAAGGGAGAUGGAGAGGAUAAAUGUCUUCCAGGGCAUCCUAGACAACAAUGUCUUCGCCGCCGUCCUCGGCAGCACCGUCGUCUUCCAGUUCAUCAUAAUCCAGUUCCUCGGCAACUUCGCGAACACGACCCCUCUCACGUUCACGCAGUGGAUCGCCAGCAUCUUCAUCGGCUUCAUUGGCAUGCCGAUCGCCGUUGCGGUGAAGAUGGUGCCGGUCGAUUCUGCGUAG
Molecule: messenger RNA, 960 nt
Organism: Panicum virgatum (switchgrass)
Lineage: Eukaryota; Viridiplantae; Streptophyta; Magnoliopsida; Poales; Poaceae
Product: calcium-transporting ATPase 2, plasma membrane-type-like
Exons: 4
Coding region: 1-960 (319 amino acids)
Cellular component (GO): intracellular membrane-bounded organelle
Molecular function (GO): P-type calcium transporter activity
Source: RefSeq, a predicted model, not a curated record